Anopheles funestus (African malaria mosquito) is the source of this 1334-nucleotide messenger RNA. RefSeq names its product mediator of RNA polymerase II transcription subunit 4 (gene MED4). Bases 119 to 919 code for a protein of 266 amino acids. The record is from RefSeq and is a predicted model, not a curated record. Gene Ontology annotation, biological process: regulation of transcription by RNA polymerase II. Gene Ontology annotation, cellular component: core mediator complex; mediator complex. The transcript is spliced from 2 exons. Gene Ontology annotation, molecular function: transcription coregulator activity. Lineage: Eukaryota; Metazoa; Arthropoda; Insecta; Diptera; Culicidae.
UGCCAUCGGGUAAACAUGGCUAUGCGCUGACAGCAAAACAUAGUUCCCGGAUUGCGAACUCCUGUUUUGUUUGGUCGGCAAUUUCGUCGGGAAACAAUCUGUGCCGUGCGAUAUCAUCAUGUCCUCAUAUCAUCUCAGCACACGAGAACGGCUACUGGCCAUCAUAAACGAUAUAGAAAUCGUUGCCAAGGAACUGAUUGAAAACACCAUCGCUCCGAAGGCACAGAAAAUGUCCAGUACCGAUCACGCUCAGCUGGUGGAGCUGCUCGUGUUGAAAGAUAAGGAAUUGAAAUCAACCCUCCAGCUAGCGGCCGAACAGGCUGGCAUUGAGAAGAACAUGGAUGCGUUACGGGAGCAGGUGCGGAAACAGGAUGAAGAGAUAAAUCAGCUUCAGAAGCAGCUGAAGGAAGCGGAACAAAUUCUUGCUACGUCAAUAUUCCAAGCACGACAAAAGCUGGCCAGUAUUACGAAGGCUAACAAAAGGCCAGUUUCUUCGGAGGAGCUUAUCAAGUUUGCCCAUCGCAUCAGUGCGUCACACGCGAUUUGUGCACCGCUAACCUGGCAGCAGGGAGACUUGCGCCGGCCAUACCCAACAGACAUUGAAAUGCGGCUAGGUUUUCUGGGAAAGUCGGAUCUUAAUAUCAAUGGACACAAUCUGCAGCAUCCCAACAGUUUGAACGAAAUGCACCGAAACACGUCCGUGUCAGGGGCAGCGGGUGGUGCUGGUGCUGGCGGUGAAAUUCCGGCCUCCGCACAGAAUCAGUUUGCAUGGCAUCCUUCCGGGGAGCUUCAUAUGUCGAUGGGUUCCGGUGGUGGAUCGGUUUCGCUGGACACACGGGCGCACAAGGAUGCAUCGCAGGAUGAUGUGGAAGUCAUGUCCACGGAAAGUUCCAGCUCUAGCUCUAGCGAUUCCCAAUGAGCGCUGGCACAGUGGUGAUUGUUUAGGAUUAAGUAUUUGCCGUGUAAUAUUAGCAUGUCGCAUGUCGUGACUGGAAAAUGAAACGAAACCCUCUACUGAUUUCUACCCAUGAAGCUUCUAUUUAUUUAUGAACCGACUUCAGUAGGCAAUGUGAAACAUGAGCGAAAUGAUCUAAAAGUUAAUAGUAAACAAGCAACAUUCUACAAGAGUAAACAAUCGUCAGCUGUUGUGGCUACCCUUUUCAAACGAUUUUUACAACGCGAUAUGAUUUGACUAAGUUUGAUGGACUUUAGUUUUCAAGGAAGCGUUAUCAGCUUUCCUCUAAAUGCAUCCAGAAUCAAUCGAUUAGCAACAUUUACGCACGGUAUUGAAUGAGCCAAAAAAGAAAAGAAAUAAAGCUCGAUAAUGAAGGAAA